Eleginops maclovinus (Patagonian blennie) is the source of this 2511-nucleotide messenger RNA. RefSeq names its product transmembrane protein 164. Bases 402 to 1343 code for a protein of 313 amino acids. The transcript has 6 exons. The record is from RefSeq and is a predicted model, not a curated record. Lineage: Eukaryota; Metazoa; Chordata; Actinopteri; Perciformes; Eleginopidae.
CUUCAUUUCAGCAGGGUAAGCUUGGUUGCUAAAGCUAAGCUAUCCGGUGUUAGUGCUGUUGCUAACUCAACCUCCUGCAAACUGAGGUCUAGCUUGAUAUGACUAACAGCACGUAGCCGGCAUGCUAGCUUGUUGCAUACCAUGCCCAAGCCAAAUUAAUUACCUGGGUUGGAUAGCAAUUGUGUGAGGGACGUGGAAAAUUGCCAGCCUUGCCACUACCCGGUACCAGCAGCAGGGACGGGUGUUACCAAAGCCGCCUCCUCCUGCUGCUAGCCAAAGUUCCUCAUCUGUGUGUGGAUGAGGUAGUCGGGUGUUUUAGCUAGCUCUAACACACCGAGGCGGUGGAUACAUGUCUACCCCUCAACCACGAGACAAGACACGAAAGGGAAAUCUUGCAGUUCAUGUUUCGCCAAGAAGUCAGUGUGACGUCUUUUAUUCCAUCUUGUUCGUAUCUUUUUCACUACGAGAAGAGGAAUAUGUCCAGAUAUAACAUAUACAGCCUGUUGGACUGGAUCUAUGGCGGGGUGGACCCGAAGUUUGAGGGCAACGGGGGCCCCGAGUGUGCAGCCUUCAUCGCACCCCAACAGCGCAUCAGCGAAAGUCUGGUCAUCGUCCUCAUCUCCUUCAUAGAAGUUAUCGUUGCGCUAAAGAAAAUAAACCUCUCCAAAGAGCACCGAGUGGUGGGAAAAGACUGCGCAAAGUCGAAGGAGGACAGUCUAGGCAAGAACUUGUUGCUGGUCGCUCUUUGCAUGACUUUUGGAGUGGAGGUUGGGUUCAAAUUCGCGACCAAGACUGUGAUCUAUCUGCUGAACCCCUGCCAUGUCAUGACCAUGGUUCAGAUCUUCCUGCUGGCCUGCCCGCCAUGUAAAACUGCAAUGGUUGUAUUUAGGCUGCAGGUCCACAUGCUGAACGGUGCACUACUGGCGUUAAUGUUCCCUGUAGUCAACACUCGACUGCUGCCGUUCGAGAAGGAGAUCUACUACAUCCAGCACUCCAUGCUGUACCUGGUGCCUCUCUACCUGUUCAGGAAAGGAGGUGUGUACAAGCCUGAGCCUCUGGGGGACAUGUGGUGGGCUCUGCUUUCCACCGGCCUCCUGUUCCUCUACCACUUCCUCUUCCUGCAAGUCCUCGGCCUGGCGACCGAGGUCAACCUGAACAACAUGCUGUGCCCAGCUGUGUCCGACCCCUUCUACGGCCCUUGGUACCGGGUUUGGGCCACUGGCCACCAGACCCUGCUGACCCUCGUUCACGGGAAGGUGCUGACACUCCUCUCGCAGCACACCGGCUCCAUGUGCCGAAGCCUACUGGACACACUCCGACUGCGCAGCAAGAAAGUCGACUGAACGCCCCUUAGGGUGCACAGACACAGCCUUCGUUCCUAAUGUCUGCUCUUCUCACUGAGACUUCUUCUUUUUUUUAAUCAACAUUUUUAAUGCAUCUUUUUAGGACUUACCAUUUGUUUUACUGAAGCAAGGGAGCAUUUCAGGGCCAGUGGAUCAAUGUGUCAUUAUGUUAGUGUGGUAGGAGUCCUACAUUCAUUCUUACUUGCAUGCACAGACAUAAUAUGCAUUUAGGGCUGGUAGUAAGCAUCCUGGAGUUUGUUUUUUUUUCACUCGGGGAAAACAUUUUGGGAAUUUUAAAGGAUACAUCUCGAGCUGCCUUUUUGUAAGUUUUCAGGACAGGAAAUAGGAGUCACCAAUCUGCAGUUGUUACACUUUGAGUUUAGUUUUGCUCGAUCAUACGUUGGUAAAGCUGCCUUUUUUUUAUUCGUCUACAGUGUGUUCUGAAAAAGAUUGUGUAUGUGAGCUGUUGUAAAAGUCAAUGCUUGUUUAUAGUCGGAUGUCUAUCAUGUACGAUCACCUCUCAGUGUUGUCAUGACUGAAGAGUGUUCAUGUUCUCUGUUCCCUCAUGUACGUCAUAUUAGUAGCCUUCUUUUCUGCCUUUCUGUCUCCAGCCCGCUCUGAUCAUUCCACUUGUGAUAAUCAGGGGACACGAGGAUGUAAUACAUGCAAAAAUAUGAAAGACGAUAUAUGGAUAUACACGGGGGGUGUUUGUACCUUCGCCAAGGAGGUUGAUUUUGAUAUCAAACCAUAUUUGUUUGGGUAUGACUGUCACUGCAUCGUGGGGAUGAACGUGAUGUUUGCCAAGAUGGAGAAGACCUGGACAAAAUAUGCAUCUGUCCUUGAAUUGGACACUUGGAAAAAAACAUGUGGCUCGAUCUUUGAGUCAAUCUGCGAGUCCCAGGCUCAGUAUAGUGCACAGGAAACGCAUCAUCAUUGGAUCGGCAUGAAGUCACUUUGGGUCAUUAAUGACGAGCCAUUUGUGAGGAAUUAUAAACCAGCAUUGGCCAUUUGGUAAUGGUAUAUAUCAUUUCAUGUGUUAGGGAAUGAGUGUGUGUAUUACUGUAGCAGAUUGUACUGUACUUCACUGUAAAGAAGGGAUAAGACUUUUGUAUUUCUAUCGGUUUGAGUGUAUGUGAUGUACUGAUAAUAAAGGUUAUUUCAGUCCUCA